AUGGAUUUAAACCACACUCAUGGCGACACUUCCCUCACCUUCUUCAAGCUAGUUUUCAUUUUGUUUAGUACGACGGAUUCUAUGGCCGUGGGAACAUCCCUGUUCUUCCUUUUCCUGGUGAUCUACGCGCCGUCACUCUCACGCGCCGUUGAUUCUCAGCCAGAGAUUGACGCCCUCAAGGCGUUUAAGCUCAACCUUCAUGACCCUCUUGGUGCUUUAACUUCUUGGGACCCCUCAACUCCGGCGGCCCCAUGUGACUGGCGCGGCGUCGGCUGUACUAACCACCGUGUCACCGAGAUCCGCCUUCCUCGUCUACAGCUCUCCGGGCGAAUCUCCGAUCGUAUCUCUGACCUCCGCAUGCUACGGAAGCUCAGCCUCCGAUCAAACUCCUUCAACGGUACGAUCCCUCCUUCACUCGCUUACUGCACGCGCCUACUCGCCGUCUUCCUCCAGUACAACUCACUCUCCGGGAAGCUACCUCCGGGGAUAGGGAAUCUCACAUCGCUUGAAGUGUUUAAUGUCGCCGGAAACCGUCUCUCCGGGGAGAUCUCCGUUGGUUUACCAUCGAGCCUCAAGUUCCUUGACAUUUCGUCGAACACCUUCUCUGGUCAGAUACCGAGUGGAUUUGCUAACUUGACUCAGCUCCAGCUCCUAAAUCUCUCGUACAAUCAGUUUACCGGCGAGAUUCCGGCGAGCCUCGGCAGACUCCAGAGCCUCCAGUAUCUCUGGCUCGAUUUCAACCUCCUGCAAGGGACAUUACCGUCUGCGAUCUCAAACUGCUCCUCCAUCGUCCACUUGAGCGCGUCGGAGAACGAAAUCGGCGGCGUGAUUCCCGCCGCUUUCGGAGCUCUUCCAAGCCUCGAGGUCCUCACGCUCUCCAACAACAAUCUCUCCGGUACUGUGCCGUUUUCUCUCUUCUGCAACACUUCGCUUAGGAUUGUUCAGUUAGGUUUCAACGCUUUCUCGGAUUUGGUACGGCCCGAGACAGCCAACUGUCGUACCGGUUUACAGGUCUUGGAUCUCCGGGAAAAUAAAAUCUCCGGCCGUUUCCCGAUGUGGUUGACAAACAUUUUGUCGCUAACGAAUCUCGAUGUUUCUGGAAACUCCUUUUCCGGUGAGAUUCCUCCGGAUGUCGGUAAGUUGAAGAGAUUAGAAGAACUGAAACUGGCUAAUAACUCUCUUACUGGUCAGAUUCCUGUUGAGAUUAAGCAAUGUGGCUCGUUAGGGCUCCUCGAUCUCGAAGGAAACCGAUUAACAGGGCAGAUUCCAGAGUUUCUAGGCUACAUGAAGGCAUUAAAGGUCCUGUCUUUAGGCAGAAACAGCUUCUCUGGUUAUGUUCCUUCGUCUAUGGUGAACCUGCAGCAGCUUGAUCGGCUAAACUUGGGUAAAAACAACUUGAAUGGGAGUUUUCCGGUGGAGUUGAUGGCCCUGACGAAUCUGUCUGAGCUGGAUCUCAGCGGAAACCAGUUUUCCGGGGAAGUUCCAGUGAGUAUCAGCAACUUAAGUAACCUCAGCUUUCUGAAUUUGAGUGGGAAUGGAUUCUCCGGUGAGAUACCAGCUAGUGUGGCCAAUCUGUUCAAGCUAACGUCUAUUGAUUUAAGCAAGCAGAAUAUGUCCGGCGAGAUUCCGGUGGAGCUCUCUGGUUUGCCCAACUUGCAAGUGAUUGCGUUGCAGGAGAACAACUUCUCCGGGAUUGUACCUGAAGGGUUUAGUAGCUUGGUGAGCUUAAGGUACGUGAACCUUAGCUCUAACUCAUUCUCCGGUCAGAUACCGCAGACUUUCGGGUUUCUUCGGUUGUUGGUUUCUCUGUCACUGUCAGAUAAUCUUAUCUUUGGCUCUAUUCCAUCUGAAAUCGGAAACUGCUCUGCUCUUGAAGUUCUCGAGCUAAGAUCGAACAGGCUAAUGGGUCAUAUUCCAGCUGAUCUCUCUCGUCUUUCGCGUCUGAAGGUGCUUGACUUGGGUCGGAACAACUUGUCAAGUGAAAUCCCGCCAGAAAUCUCUCAGAGCUCGUCCCUCAACUCGUUGUCACUUGACCACAAUCAUCUCUCAGGAGUCAUACCUGGAUCUUUGUCAGGUUUAUCAAACUUGACGAAGCUUGAUCUCUCUGUUAAUAACUUGACCGGGGAGAUUCCAGCUAGCCUCGCCCUUAUUUCAAGUAACUUGGUGUACUUCAACGUCUCAAGCAACAACCUCAAAGGAGAGAUUCCAGCUUCUCUAGGCUCAAGAAUCAACAACCCGUCAGAAUUUUCUGGUAACACAGAGCUCUGCGGGAAACCAUUAAACAGAAAAUGUAGAAGCAGCUCAGCGGAAGAGAAGAAGAAGAAAAGGAAAGUGAUUCUGAUGAUAGUAAUGGCUGCGAUAGGCGCGUUCCUUUUAUCACUCUUCUGCUGCUUCUACAUUUACACACUCUUGAAAUGGAGAAAGAAGCUGAAACAACAGUCGACAACGGGAGAGAAGAAACGAAGUCCUGGAAGAACAAGCGCAGGAAGUAGAGUCCGUAGCAGCACGAGCCGGUCAAGCACAGAAAACGGAGAACCAAAGCUAGUGAUGUUCAACAACAAGAUUACUCUGGCUGAAACAAUAGAAGCAACACGGCAAUUCGACGAAGAGAACGUUCUUAGCAGAACCAGAUACGGGUUGCUAUUCAAAGCCAAUUACAACGACGGGAUGGUUCUCUCUAUCCGCCGCUUACCCAAUGGCUCACUCCUAAACGAGAACUUGUUCAAAAAAGAAGCUGAAGUCCUAGGGAAAGUGAAGCACCGAAACAUCACGGUCCUUAGAGGUUACUACGCCGGUCCACCAGAUUUAAGGCUUUUGGUAUAUGACUACAUGCCCAACGGAAACUUAUCUACUCUGCUCCAAGAAGCUUCCCACCAAGAUGGUCAUGUUCUAAACUGGCCAAUGCGCCACCUCAUAGCUCUCGGGAUCGCUCGUGGUCUCGGUUUCCUCCAUCAAUCCAACUUGGUAAGAAUUUCUCAUGCCACCAUCGGGACGCUAGGAUACGUCUCACCAGAAGCCUCGUCGUCCGGAGAAAUCACAAGAGAAUCCGACAUCUACAGCUUCGGCAUCGUCCUACUCGAAAUCCUAACAGGGAAAAGACCAGUAAUGUUCACACAAGACGAGGAUAUAGUGAAAUGGGUGAAGAAGCAGCUUCAGAGAGGCCAAGUGACGGAGCUGCUAGAACCGGGGCUACUCGAACUAGACCCGGAAUCAUCGGAAUGGGAAGAGUUCUUAUUAGGAAUCAAAGUCGGGCUUCUUUGUACGGCGACGGAUCCUCUUGACCGACCAACAAUGUCCGACAUUGUCUUCAUGCUUGAAGGCUGUCGUGUUGGUCCUGACGUUCCUUCCUCCGCCGAUCAACCCUCACCGGCCUAA
Molecule: messenger RNA, 3375 nt
Organism: Thlaspi arvense
Lineage: Eukaryota; Viridiplantae; Streptophyta; Magnoliopsida; Brassicales; Brassicaceae
Source: the annotation of a GenBank genome assembly